Messenger RNA from Acanthamoeba castellanii str. Neff, 2253 nucleotides. RefSeq names its product protein kinase 2, putative. Lineage: Eukaryota; Discosea; Longamoebia; Acanthamoebidae. Gene Ontology annotation, molecular function: protein serine/threonine kinase activity; ATP binding. Bases 1 to 2253 code for a protein of 750 amino acids. The transcript has 8 exons. Gene Ontology annotation, biological process: intracellular signal transduction; protein phosphorylation. The record is from RefSeq and is a predicted model, not a curated record.
AUGGCGGCUUCGGCACCCACGCCCAACGCCUUUCCGCCUCACCACGGACAUGGACACACGGCCUCCACAUCGCCCCCUACUUCGGGCUCCUCAUCAUCGUCAUCCACAACCCCGCCCUCAUCGUGGGGCAGCAGCAGCAUCGUCGAUGUCGGGGGGCGCGAUUCGCUCUACUUGUCAUCAUCGCCAGCAUCGCGCGCCUCCCUGCGCUGGUCGCACCAGGAGCUCCGCCCCUCGGCCCAGGCCACCCUCGCUACUCGGCACGCCACCCAGAUCCUGCACGCCCCCGACCACGGCGGCCGCAGCUCCACGUCGGUCGAACUCCGCCAGGGCGAUAGUGAUGGUGAAUCAGAUGAGGCGCUCGGAGACGAAUCCGAGGCAUCAGGGCUUGCAAAUGGAGGAGGAGCCAAGCAGCCGCCGGCACACAUCGUGCGGCGCACGUCAACACUGUUCGAGAAGAAGAAGGCGACGCGUGCGGCGCACAGCCUGACCCUCCCCAGUGCCGGCGGCAAGGUGACGGUGGACGUCGAGGAGCUGGUGGCCGACAUGUGCCACCCGGCCACCGGCGUGCCCGUGCGCGACCGCAAGUGGCGCCUCCGCACCUACCGCAAGUGCUUCGUCGGCUCCGAGGCCGUCGACUGGCUCAUGCUCAAGCUCAAGCUCGACGACCGGUCGGACGCGCUGUCAGUGGGGCAGGAGAUCAUGCGGCUGCAGUACUUCCGCCACGUGGUGGACGACACGCGGCAGUUCGAGGACGGGUUCCUGUUCUACGCGUUCCUGGGCACGGGCAGCACCGUCGAGGAGGCCCUCGCCGUGCGCAGCACCGAGGAGCUGGUGGCCCUCCUGCGCCAGCCCGACUCGGGCCUGCCCGUGCUCGACCGCAAGUGGCACUUCAAGACCUACCCGGCGUGCCUGGUCGGCUCCGAGCUGGUCGACUGGCUCAUGUCCCACCUGCCCCUCCGCUCGCGUAAGGAGGCGGUCCACAUCGGCAACCGCCUUCUUAACGAGGGCUAUCUCGACUCGGUGGUCGAACCGGGCAAGCCCUUCAAGGACCACUUCCUCUUCUACGCCUUCGGGCCGGGACCCUCGUCGUCGUCGUCUUCAUCAUCGUCUCCCUCGUUGUCCCUGUUCUCAUCGUCGGCGUCUUCGAUGUCGUCGUCGUCGCUCACGCUGUCGACGUCGGGCGAGGGCCUGAGUACGCGAAGCGCCGGCGGUGGCGGCGAUGACGAGAGCGAACCGUGCCUGGAGGACUUUGAGCUGCUCAAGGUGCUCGGCGUGGGCGCCUUUGGCAAGGUGCUCAUGGUGCGCCGCAAGAAGACCGGCGCCAUAUACGCCAUGAAGGCCCUCAACAAGAAGGACGUCGCCGGAUCCGAACGCGCGGUGCGCAACCUGAAGGCGGAGAAGAACAUCCUGUGCAACGGUCACCCGUUCCUGGUGCACCUCCACUACUCGUUCCAGACGCCGGAGAAGCUCUAUCUCGUGAUGGACUACAUCGGCGGCGGCGACCUCUUCUUCCACCUCCGGCAGAGGGGCCGAUUUUCGGAGAAGGAGGGCGCGUUCUUUGCGGCGGAGGUGGUGUUGGCGCUGGAGUACCUGCACUCGUACGGCAUCGUCUACCGAGACCUCAAGCCCGAGAACGUGCUCUUCGACAAGGACGGCCACGUGUGCCUCACCGAUUUUGGCAUCAGCAAGGAGAUUGGCGAAGACAAAACAAAGACGUUGUGCGGGACGCCAUCGUACCUGGCGCCCGAGAUUUUGCGCGGGGAGGCCUACGGCGAGUCCGUGGACUGGUGGAGUCUGGGCGUGCUCGUCAAUGAGAUGGUCACCGGACGAAACCCCUUCCGCUCCAAGAAUAUGCACCAGACGAUGCAGUGGAUCAUGCACAAGCAGCUCAGCUUCCCCGACGGGAUCGACGGCAAGACCAUCGACUUCAUCACCAAGCUGCUCAACCGGGAUGCACGCCAGCGCCUCGGCUGUGGCCUCACCGGUGCGCGGGAGGUGAAGCUGCAUCCGUUCCUGAAGCACAUCGACUGGGCCGACCUGGCGGUGAAGAAGGCCAAGUCGCCGCUCAAGAUCAACCUCACCACGGAGACCGACACGGCCUACUUCUCGUCCGAGUUCACGCGGAUGCCCCUCUCCGACGAGGCCCCCUCGCGGCCCCGCAAGUCGUCGCCCGCCUCCGCCGCGGCGCCGGCCAGCGUCGACAAGCAGUUCGUGGACUGGGACCACGCCGCCCCCACCUCCGACCUCCUCUGA